GAUGCUACCGUUAAAGGAUCCUUUGAAACUUCUCAAAAAUUCAGGAAGAUUUUAAAUGCGAAACUGGAGUCUAUGGCACUGUAAGUAUAAAGAAUCCUGUUUUGGAAUGUAUACGUUGUAUGCAAUGUUCGUGUCUCAAAGAAGGGGAUUGGGCACUGUGCGACUGCUGCUGUCGCUUCUGCUCCUCGCAGCCUGGGAAGCCGGGAGCGGCCAAGUCUACUACUCCGUCUCCGAGGAGGCCAAACACGGCACCUUCGUGGGCCGCAUCGCGCAGGACCUGGGGCUGGAGCUGGUGGAGCUGGUGCCGCGCCUGUUCCGUGUGGCGUCCAAGGGACGCGGGGAUCUUCUGGAGGUAAAUCUGCAGAAUGGCAUUUUGUUUGUGAAUUCUCGGAUCGACCGGGAGGAGCUGUGCGGGCGGAGUGCGGAGUGCAGCAUCCACCUGGAGGUGAUCGUGGACAGGCCGCUGCAGGUGUUCCACGUGGAGGUAGAAGUAAAGGAUAUUAAUGAUAAUCCACCUGUGUUCCCUCUCAGAGAACAAAAGCUGCUGAUUUCCGAAUCUAAGCAACCAGACUCGAAGUUUCCUCUAGAGGGAGCUUCUGAUGCCGAUAUAGGAGAGAAUGCUCAAUUGACCUACAGACUAAGUCAAAAUGAGUACUUUUCUUUAGAAUUACCAACAAAUAAUAAGCAGUCUAAAAGGCUGUCACUUACAUUAAAGAAGUCUCUGGAUAGAGAGGAAACUCCAGAACUUAAUUUGCUACUGACAGCUGCAGAUAAAGGGAAACCGGAGCUCACUGGCACUAUUCAGCUGUUGGUCCACGUCUUGGAUAUUAACGACAAUGAUCCGGAAUUUGAACAAUCAGAAUACAAGCUGAGAUUGAUGGAAAACACAGCUAAAGAAACUAUUGUGAUAAAGUUAAAUGCCACAGACCGAGAUGAAGGAGUCAAUGGGGAGGUAACAUAUUCCUUGAUGUCCAUUAAGCCUAAUGGAAAACCCUUAUUUACAUUAAAUGAAAAUAAUGGAGAAGUGAGAAUCAAUGGAACUUUAGAUUAUGAAGAAAACAAAUUUUAUGAAAUUGAAGUACAGGCCACAGAUAAGGGGAAUCCCCCAAUGGCAGGUCAUUGUACAAUCUGGGUCGAAAUCUUAGAUGCCAAUGAUAAUGCCCCUGAAGUCACUGUGACUUCCCUGUCUCUACCAGUUCGAGAGGACACUCAGCCAAGCACCGUCAUUGCGCUGAUCAGUGUAUCUGAUCGAGACUCUGGUGCCAACGGACAGGUGACCUGCUCACUAACGCCCCAAGUCCCCUUCAAGAUCAUAUCCACAUUCAAGAACUACUAUUCGCUGGUGCUGGACAGCUCUUUGGACCAGAAGUCGGAGAGGAAAGGCAGGACGCAGAAUCAAACCACCCUGGCCAGGUGA
Molecule: messenger RNA, 1417 nt
Organism: Vicugna pacos (alpaca)
Lineage: Eukaryota; Metazoa; Chordata; Mammalia; Artiodactyla; Camelidae
Source: RefSeq, a predicted model, not a curated record